CACCACCACCAUGAGCCAACUAAUCUCUCUAUUAGGACUGGUAGUACUCAUUCAAAUAUGCAUAGCCGAAAAUCCCCGUUAUGACCCUAGAUACAAGCGGGAAGCAACUCCAGAGAGAUACGCAGAAAAUCCCCGUUAUGACCCUAGAUACAAGCGGGAAGCAACUCCAGAGAGAUACGCAGAAAAUCCACGAUAUGACCCAAGAUACAAGCGGGAAGCAACUCCAGAGAGAUACGCAGAAAACCCACGAUAUGACCCAAGAUACAAGCGGGAGACUACCCCCGAGAGAUAUGCCGCAGAAACCCCCUCAAAGAGAUACAAGAGAAGUGCCAUUCGAAGAGGGCGGUAUGGAGCGGGACGUCGUGGCUUGAGGGUGAAUGACAAUGGUCGUAUCAUCAGACGAGGAGGCAAAAAUGGCGGUCGCCGGGAGCAGGAGCUGAACUACAAUUUUUACCAAUAUGAGCCAUCCUACUAUUUUGACUCUCCGUCGGUAUACAACUAUGGACCCAGCGAAUUGGACUGUUCAUGUAAAAACACGGACUGUGGAUAUGACGAAUUUGAAAGCGGCGACUGCCCCAACGAUGAGAAGCGCUGUUGCAAAUAUGACUGAAGUUUGUUAUAUUUGAAAAAAAUCUCGAACUUUUAAUUUUUUUCAAAUUUAGAAAAUAUAUGUGUUGUAUUAUUUCAAACUCCUAUAUUUGUAAUCAGGUUAUUUCAAUUGUUCUCAA
Messenger RNA from Saccostrea cuccullata (small rock oyster), 728 nucleotides. RefSeq lists its product as uncharacterized. Bases 11 to 610 code for a protein of 199 amino acids. The record is from RefSeq and is a predicted model, not a curated record. The transcript is spliced from 3 exons. NCBI's taxonomy places the organism in Eukaryota, Metazoa, Mollusca, Bivalvia, Ostreida, Ostreidae.